AUGCCCGACCAGGAUUUGAGGAACGCAAUUCUCCGGCUCACUGAACUGGUAGCUAGCCAACAAGAGCAGAUUCAACUUCUCAAUCGAACCGGUCAAGCCAACCAACCGGGAAGUGAGAAAAUCAUCGAAUCGUUGGCCACGGGAAUUGAAGACUUCUACAACGAUCCUGACGGUGGAGUGUUUUUCGAUGCAUGGUUCGCGCGCUACGAGGAUAUCUUCAAGGUUGACGGCAAGAAUCUGGACGAUCCGACGAAGGUGAGGCUACUCUUGAGGAAGAUCGGCACCAAGUUCCAUGAGCGGUACGUAAACAGUAUCCUGCCAAAGCAUCCCCGCGAUUUCGGCCUGGACGACACGGUGACGAAACUUAAGAAGCUUUUUGGCCGCCAAACCUCGCUGUUUAACGAUCGCUACCGUUGUCUACAAUAUGUCAAGAACGAAGCAGACGAUUUUUCAAGUUACGCUGCCUCUGUGUACAAGCACUGCGGAGCAUUCCAGCUGACCAAGCUCACCGACGACCAAUUCAAGUCACUACGUUUUGUUUGCCGUCUACAAUCUCCCCGCGAUGCAGACAUCCGAACUCGAUUGAUCGGUAAGUUAGAAGCUGAAGAGCAUGCUCCGCCAGCAGACGGCACGAAGCUCACACUGGAAAAUCUCGUCGAGGAGUGCCAUCGGUUUAACAAUCUGAAGCAGGACACCAAGAUGGUAGAGAAGCCCGUUCCGGAAAAAUCCGUCGUCAACGCCGUUUCUACCAAGCCUGCUAAGAAGAAGCAACCGAAAUCUCCGUGCUGGUUCUGCGUUGGAUUGCGCUUCCGAUAUCACGAUCAUUUCUACGCAAACCUGGAAGGCGAUCGGAAACCAGCCAUCAGCGAAACCGAAAUCACCGCCAUCAGUGCUUCCGGAAAUAAGAUCGACAUGACUGGUGAGUUCCUUGCUGAAUUAAUCAUCCAAAGCGUGACGAAAGCAGGCAUUGUCUACGUGUCAUCAAGCUCCGAUUUGGAUGUCCUCGGAAUUGAAACAAUCGACCUAUUCGAUCUGUGGUCAAUUCCAUUCAGCUCGCUGAGUACACUAGGCCGGUGCACCAAAGCGAAGGUUAAACUCUACCUGAAGCCCGACGUCCGUCCAGUGUACUGUCCAAAGAGACCAGUUGCAUAUGCUGCCCAUCCAAAGGUGGAUGCCGAACUUCAACGUCUUCAAGACAAGGGAAUAAUCUCACCAGUGAAGUUUUCCGACUGGGCAACCUCGAUAGUCGUGGUCCGGAAGUCAGACAACGUUUCCGUCCGUAUCUGCGGCGACUAUUCCACAGGGUUGAACAACGUACUAGAAUCAGAUGCCCAUCCGCUUCCGCAUCCAGAUGAUGUUUUUGCUGAUCUGGCUGGCUGCCGGUAUUUCUCCCAACUCGAUCUAUCUGAUGCGUACCUGCAAGUCGAGGUUGAGGAGGAAUCUCAGAAGUAUCUAACGAUCAACACUCAUCGUGGACUGUUCAAAUACAACCGUCUGCCGCCUGGAAACAAGUCCGCUCCUGGUGCGUUCCAAAGGAUUAUCGAUAGCAUGGUCGCUGGUAUUCCUGGAGUGAAACCGUAUCUGGAUGACAUCAUGAUUGCCGGUAGGACAAAGGAAGAACACGAUCGCAGCCUCCAUGUAGUUCUGGAACGGAUCAAGACGUACGGUUUUCAUCUGAGGAUCGAAAAAUGUCGAUUUGGCCUAUCGCAAAUCAAGUUUCUAGGUCAUAUAAUCGACAAAGGCGGCUUACGACCUGAUCCAGCGAAGACUACCGCAAUUUCGCAGAUGCCAGCUCCAAUGAACGUAUCACAGCUUCGAUCGUAUCUUGGAGCUAUCAAUUAUUAUGGGCGUUUCGUCAAGCGGAUGAAGGAGCUGAGAGCACCCAUGGACUACAUGCUGAAACAAAACGUCAAUUGGGAAUGGACUGCAAGCUGCCAGAAGUCAUUCGACAAGUUCAAAACGCUGCUCACUUCCGACUUGUUGCUGACGCACAUCGACCCGAACAAGGAAAUCAUCGUAGCGGGUGAUGCAUCCAAAGACGGCUUGGGCGCUGUUAUUAUGCAUCGCUUCCCGGAUGGAUCAGUGAAGGCAAUUUCGCACAUUUCAUGA
Molecule: messenger RNA, 2109 nt
Organism: Toxorhynchites rutilus septentrionalis
Lineage: Eukaryota; Metazoa; Arthropoda; Insecta; Diptera; Culicidae
Exons: 3
Coding region: 1-2109 (702 amino acids)
Source: RefSeq, a predicted model, not a curated record